GUGUGACCUGGCUCGCUAGUGAACAGGUACCGGACAUCUGCACGGUGCAUAUAUAUAUGUACCUGCCCCAACGUCGCACACCUGCACUCGCGUGGCAGCUCUCACCUUUAGCACUGAACGACUGUAAGCGACGAAAAGUCAAGAUGACGUCCUUGGACAGCGACAUCAACCAACACUUCCAGGAUGCAAUCGAUGUGAUUGAGCAGCAUUCCAGCAAUUCCUAUUACUCAGAAUAUGCAUAUUAUGAAACUCUGGGCUCCCAGCAGCAGCCUCUCCAGUAUCCCAGGCACUACUGCCUCAUCACGCCUCCAGCCGAUGUACCGGCGGCUGUGUAUGACUGGAGCGACACCGCUCAGCAGCCCUGGCCCCAGGUGAUGCCGGAUGUCUCCCUCUCUCACCCCGGAUCAACUGACUCCCCCAAUAUCUUCUCGAUCCUACCGCCUCAGAGAAGCAGUAAAGGUCGUAAGAAGCUCAGGCUCUAUGAAUACCUCCACGAAGCUCUGAAUGACCCCAGCAUGGGCGACUCCAUCCAGUGGACGGACAGCGUCAGCGGCACCUUCCACUUCAUCUCCAAGAACAAGGAGAAGCUGGCCGAGUGCUGGGGCCAGCGCAAGGGCAACCGCAAGACCAUGACCUACCAGAAGAUGGCAAGGGCCCUGAGGAACUACAGCCGCACCGGCGAGAUCAUCAAGGUGCGCCGCAAGCUCACCUACCAGUUCAACCCAGACAUCCUGCACCGGCUCGGCUCGGCGCAGGCCCCCCCGCACCUGCCGUGCCGGGCCGGUGCCGGGGAGGAGGUCCGCAGCCAGCAGCACAGCGCCGCCGAGCAGAGCCACUACGCAGCCGCGGUGGCGGCGGCUGGAGAUUGGCACAGCUGGUACACGCACUACCAGCUGCAGGAGGACUAUGACCUGGCCUCCAGCUUCACCUCGCACUCCUCGAGCAAGCUGUGAGCGGGACACGGAGGACUUCUUCAGAUCUGUUAAGCCUCGACGGCUGUCAUGAAAUCUCACAGUGGGACUCGUUCUCAGAUCUGUCCUGUAAAUAGUCAAAAGCAAUUUAUCAGUGAAUCAAGAAUCACUGGAUGAGUAAGAUUUGGCAUUCAUUUAAUUUUUACAGUAAGCAGCGUAUUUGCCUUGCAGCCAAUGCAGCAUCUGUUUCACCAUGUACACUAAUUAGACGUAAUAAACUGAGGUUUAAGCGUGCAGGUGGCUGCAGCCGGGGGAAAAAAAAGGAAAAUGAUGAACAUGUCAGCACAACUCAUACUUAAAAAGCACCACCUAAGGGUUUUUGUUAGUGCAUGGCAUAGAUUUUUAUUUAAACACGCCUCUAGCAUUGACCACUUUAAAAAAAGUAAAUGUGUUGGAGAAGGUUUCUAUCACAAUAAUGGAAACAUUUCUCAGUUCAUGUAUUUGUGGCCUUUGUUUGAUGAUGUAAAACAUUUAUGUAAUGUUGCUGAUUCACUGUGUAAUUUGCAUUGUAAUAUACUUAACUGUUACAGUAAGAGCCUGAUCAUAAUAAUAAUGUAAAUAUGCAACUUUUUUUUUUAUGGAUCCUCAUGUUAAAACAAAUAACCAGAAAUAAGCCCUCCUGUCAUGUGUCCUGACAUGUACAUUUUGGGUACAUGUCAUGUUUGUGUACUUAUCGUAUUUAUUGUCUUAUAAUAUUAAAGUUGUUUUCCACUUGU
This is a messenger RNA of Betta splendens (Siamese fighting fish), 1687 nucleotides long. RefSeq names its product Spi-C transcription factor (Spi-1/PU.1 related) (gene spic). The record is from RefSeq and is a predicted model, not a curated record. Gene Ontology annotation, cellular component: nucleus. Bases 57 to 953 code for a protein of 298 amino acids. Gene Ontology annotation, molecular function: DNA-binding transcription factor activity, RNA polymerase II-specific; sequence-specific DNA binding. Lineage: Eukaryota; Metazoa; Chordata; Actinopteri; Anabantiformes; Osphronemidae. The transcript is spliced from 5 exons. Gene Ontology annotation, biological process: regulation of transcription by RNA polymerase II; cell differentiation.